GUUCAGUUUAGUUCAGUACGUGCGUGAGCGUGUGUUAGGAUCAAACAGAGAUACGGUACAGUAGCAUGCAUACUUCUGGAUGAAUGAAUGCUCUCACCUCACAGAUGAUUGACAUACUUUAACCUCGAGCGCUUAACGAACCCCACCGGCUGGAUUCUACAGUAUUAAAGUAAUGGAACCGGUCACGAGGUGGACACCACAGCAGGUUGUUGACUGGAUGGGAGGUCUGGAUGAAAGUCUUCAACAGUAUGUUCAGAACAUCGAGAGGGAGAAGAUCACUGGAGAACAGCUACUGAAGGUCUCCCAUCAGGACCUCGAGGAGCUUGGUGUGACUCGGAUCGGUCAUCAGGAGCUUGUUUUAGAGGCUGUGGAUCUACUCUGUGCUCUGAAUUAUGGAGUGGAGACGGAUAACUUGAAGAACCUGAUGGUGAAGAUGAGAAAUGUGACCAAAAGCCUUCACGCCUCAACAUCGGAUCGCAGAAAGAGCCCAACGCAUGACAAUGGCACAUCAGGCAAAAUCCCAAAUCAGUUUCUUUCGUCUGUGGUUGAGCUCAUCGGAACAGCCAAGAGUCUCCUGGCAUGGCUGGACAGAACUCCGUUGUCGGGGAUCACUGACUUCACAACCACCAAAAACAAAAUCAUUCAGUUGUGUCUGGAACUGACCACCACAGUUCAAAAGGAGUGCACUGUGUUUGACAUGGAGGAAACGAUAUUGGGUGUUUCGAAGGUGUUGAACGGUAUUUGUGAUCAGACUGUGAGAACCACCUCUGAUCCUCUGAUGUGUCAGUCUGCAUGUCUGCAGGAAGUUCAGCUGACAAACAUCAAACCAGAAGAGGGACUGGGCAUGUACAUCAAAUCCACUUACGACGGGCUUCACAUUAUCACCGGCACUACUGAGAAUUCUCCAGCUGAUAUGACACACAAGAUCCACGCUGGAGAUGAAGUCAUCCAGGUCAACCAGCAAACUGUGGUGGGUUGGCAGCUGAAGAACCUGGUGGCCAAGCUGAGAGAAGACCCCAAAUGUGUGGUGCUUCUGUUAAAAAAACGGCCCACAGGGACGUCAGGAUUCACCCCAGCGCCCCUGAAAAACAUGCGCUGGAAACCACCCAUGCCUCAGAACUCGAGCUCUCCUAGUAAGAGUCAGUCUGAUUCCAGCAAAGUCAAUGGCAGGAAAGAAAAGCCAGCGAUACUGGACCUGUACAUCCCUCCACCUCCUUCUGUGCCUUAUACACCACGGGAGGUAAGAAACGGCUCUCACACCAGCAUCAACAGCAGGCCUAAAGGUUCGGAGUCCCCAAACUCUUUUCUGGAUCUGGAGGGCCGCCGGAGAUUCACCGUCACAGAUUCCGACAAACCGUCCGUUCAGCCGGUUGAGGUCAACGUACAGAUGCGCCCGAGAGGAAGAACUCACUCACACGGUAAACCACGACCCCUGUCAAUGCCAGCAGUCACAUGUUUGAAUGUGACGGAUCUGUACGCCAGGCCUUGGGCACACGGACGCAAAGGUGAAGAUCUUCUGCACAAAUAUUUAAGCAACGAGCGUAUAACGACUAUCAGCGAGGAGACCCCGACCCCCGGCUCCUCAUACAGAUCUAUAACAGAGAGAGACGCUCACGGAUUUCUCUAUAACACAGACCUACACAACACUGCCACCAUCCCUUAUCACGAGGACUUCAUGAAAAAAAAACCAAUGACACCCAGCCCCAAACGCCCCCCCGCCGAAACUUCACUACUGGAUCCUCAGUGGACCUCCAACAGCUCCUUCAUCAACAGCAGGUACAACAACAGUGCCGUGAGGUCCUGGUCCUUCUCUCAAGCGGCCUCCUUCCCCAUUUCACGGACCCGUCCUCUGACCACUGAUGAGUACAAUCCAGUGUCCCUCAGACAAAAGUCAAAGAAGAAGAGUCGUGGAGGAUUGUCUAGAAUGAGUCGCAGGCGAGUUUCAGUGAGAGAUCUGGACCCAGUGGAUUUCCAGGGCUGGCUCUACAGAAAGAAAGAGGGGAAAGGGUUUCUGGGGAUGAAAUGGAAGAAGUAUUGGUUUGUGCUGAAGAAAACCUCUCUGUACUGGUACACAAAUCAGAUGUCUGAUAAAGCAGAGGGCUUCAUAAACCUGACUGAUUUCGUCAUUGACAGGGCACUGGAGUGUAAGAAAAAAUAUGCCAUCAAAGCGUGUCAUCCCAGAGUCAUGAUGUUUUACUUUGCAGCUGACAGUAAUGAAGACAUGAGCCUAUGGUUAAAUAAACUGGCGCUGGCAUCUAUUCAGUAUGAAGCCACAGAUGCUCAUGCAGCCGAAUGUUACAGUGAGGCCAGUGAUCACGAGGAAGCUGAAUCCACAAACAUUCCCCCUCCACCAUACAGUUUCAGUGGUCCAUCAGACACCAUACACGAGGGAAGUCUUCCACCUCCGUAUUCUUCACCUGUUCCCAGCGAAGUCACCGGUACCCUGUCGUCCCCCGUCAGUACCAUGACCUCUCACAGUUCUGUAUCAUCUCUGAACAAACACAGACGCUCAUGGCUGGAUCUGGUGUCACAGACUGUCUCUAGCGCUGGAGAGACGCUGGUCUGUUCUGCUGUGGUCCAUACAACAAACCCCGCCACAAAUGAGGCUACAUCUCAAGAGCCCCUCGGUUCUUCAUCUAACACAGCGUGUAUGGAGAAAACCUCAGAACAGAUCACAGAAACACAGUCGGCAUCAGAUGACUCCAGACGUGAGGAGGAUCAGGAAGCGGCUAAUGAUGAGAUGGAAAGGCUAUAUUUGCAUUUAAAAAGAGCAAGUCUGUCUCCGACCGGUGAGCGGAAGCCAUCGUCAAAAUUGGAAUUACGAGCUUCUUUUAUAAAGCGUUGUGAAAACCGGACGCUCAAUGAGAAGAUCCACACCAUCAGAGCCCUCAACAGCACUCUGAAGGCUAAAGAAGCAGAUGUACAGACUUUAGAUCAAGUCCUGUCUGACUCGUCUCUGACUUCUGAGAAAUUUAGAGAGUGGAAAGAGAACAACAGUGUCCUGCUGCAGGAGACCAUUCUGAGACACAAUCUACAGGCCGGACCCCUGGAGACCCCUGACAAAACAACCACAUAAACACUGAGAACAACACUCACUCUUAUAGUACAUCACAACAAAGAGUUAACACUGAAAAACCUGAGUCAGAAGUUAAAAACCUCUCUGUGUUAAAAUCAAGACGUCUGUUUUUUACGGAUAUUAAAUCAGUUAUAGGUUGUCCUGUAACAUCAUCACUUCUGUAACACAACUGUUAAGACGUUGUGGAGUCUAAAUGCGGUGAAGAUAAUGAUCUAUCAAAAUCUUUCAAGAUGUUUGUACAUAACUUAAGCUUUCAAUUUGUGUUUUUUUAUUGUUGAUUUUUUUAGUUGUCAUAAAGUGUGAACAAGAGCUCACCUGGUAGUUACUUGAAUGCUGAUUUUAAGCAACCUGUAUAAUUUCUCAUUGGAUUGUAAAUAGGUUUGUUUAGAUAUUUAAUAAAUUAAACAUUUG
Molecule: messenger RNA, 3487 nt
Organism: Triplophysa dalaica
Lineage: Eukaryota; Metazoa; Chordata; Actinopteri; Cypriniformes; Nemacheilidae
Product: connector enhancer of kinase suppressor of ras 3-like
Exons: 25
Coding region: 173-3076 (967 amino acids)
Biological process (GO): regulation of signal transduction
Cellular component (GO): membrane; cytoplasm
Molecular function (GO): protein binding
Source: RefSeq, a predicted model, not a curated record